AUGAGUUGCGUAUAUCCUGACUGGGACGUUUAUCAGAUGUUCCUUAUCGACGACUUUCAAGUUGCACUCGCUGCUGAUGGUUCAGGCCAAGCAAAUCCAAUGACGCAUUACGUGCAAACUCCAUCCGAGAUCUCUGCACGUUACGAUGAUAUUUCGUAUUCGAAAGCAGCCUCGGUACUGUAUAUGUGGCAGUGUGUGCUGACCGACGAAGUGUUCCGCCAAGGACUAAAUCUUUAUUUGACUACAAAUCAGUAUACUGCUGCUGAUGAGUCGCAGCUCUUCGAAGCUCUUAGUAAUGCUGCUGAUGCCCAAAACGUAUCACUUCCUGCGACUAUGGCGGCUAUGUUCUCAAGCUGGUCUCAACAAUCAGGUUACCCUCUACUCACCGUUACACGUAAUUACAACAAUAACACAUUCACCAUAACCCAAGAUGCUUUCUUCCCAAACAAAAAUCAAACAUCUGACAAAACUUGGUACAUCCCCUUGAAUUAUGCCCACAAAUCAAAUCCAGACUACCGUAACACCACCGCAUCGCAUUUUAUGCUCAAAACGAAAGAAAUCGAAAUCAGCGAUAAUAGUCUAGCAGCUGAUGAUUGGUUGAUUCUCAAUAAACAAUCGACCGGUUUCUAUCGCAUCAAUUACGAUGAACAAAACUGGAAUCUUAUCAUUGAUGAGCUGAAAUCACGACCAUACAAAUUCCAUUCACGCAAUCGAGCUCAACUAAUUUACGACCUCUACCAGUACACUUCUACAGAUCGCAUCGACUACAGCAUGCUAUUUAAUUUGCUUGAAUAUUUGCCGAACGAGGAUCAGUACGCACCUUGGGCUACGAGCUACUCUGUAAUUCUUACAUUGAAAGUGUAUCUGAAUAGUGAUACGGAAUACAACAAUUUCUUACUCUACGUAGCCUCAUUGGUGACAGGACAUUUUGAGAAGUUAGGCCUGAAUGAUGUAUCUGGAGCACAGCGUCUUACCGUGCUAGUACGUAACCUCGUCAUUGAACUCGCUUGCUUGUCAGGAGUUGAGAGCUGUCUGACGGAGACGAAAAACAAAUUAAAGGAAAUAGUGGACAAUGGUAUCACCAUCGAACCAAGCUUACGAUGGAAUGUGUACUGUUACGGCAUACGUCAGUCCGGUGAUACUGAAUUCGAUUUUGUCUAUAACCAAAUAUUGCAAUCCAGUGAUCAAGCGUUUCGUGACUCAUUCACCUCUACAUUGGGUUGUUCGCAAACCGAGUCUCAACUACAAAAAUUUGUGAGUAGCUCAAUCAAUAUGUCUGUUGAAUGGCGAUCACAAGAGCGCAUCACCUUACUCGGUGCAGUGUAUUCGAGCAGCAGUGUUGGACUCUUAGUGUGUAUUGAAUUUCUCAACGAAAAUUGGGAGGCAUACAGUAAUUUAAAUCCGGAAUUCACCGGAGUUAACCCACUUUAUCAAGCAAUGGUUGACAUGUCCACCUACAUAUUUAACAAUGAGCAAGAAACCAAAUAUUUGGCGUUACUGGAUAAGGUAAAGGGCAGCGAUAAGCUGCCAAACGAUUUGGAGACUGUCGCCAAAGCAAAUAUUCAAUCUAAUUUUGACUGGUUGAACGAAAAUCGUGAUCCGAUUAUGUUGUGGAUGAAAAAGUUCGCCGAGGGUGGCAGUGCUGCACUCUAAAGCGAAUGGUUGCUGAGAUAUCGGUAGUAAUAAUCGGAAUAUAUAAGUACAUAGUAAAUGA
Molecule: messenger RNA, 1714 nt
Organism: Anastrepha obliqua
Lineage: Eukaryota; Metazoa; Arthropoda; Insecta; Diptera; Tephritidae
Product: aminopeptidase N-like
Exons: 4
Coding region: 1-1653 (550 amino acids)
Biological process (GO): proteolysis; peptide catabolic process
Cellular component (GO): cytoplasm
Molecular function (GO): metalloaminopeptidase activity; zinc ion binding; peptide binding
Source: RefSeq, a predicted model, not a curated record